Molecule: messenger RNA, 3381 nt
Organism: Nannizzia gypsea CBS 118893
Lineage: Eukaryota; Fungi; Ascomycota; Eurotiomycetes; Onygenales; Arthrodermataceae
Product: transcription initiation factor TFIID subunit 1
Exons: 4
Coding region: 1-3381 (1126 amino acids)
Biological process (GO): RNA polymerase II preinitiation complex assembly; transcription by RNA polymerase II
Cellular component (GO): transcription factor TFIID complex
Molecular function (GO): histone acetyltransferase activity; TBP-class protein binding; RNA polymerase II general transcription initiation factor binding
Source: RefSeq, a predicted model, not a curated record
AUGUCCGCCUCUCCUUCUGAGUCUCUCGCUCCCGAGCCAUCAGGCAUGGAUACUCAGCAUGCUGGCAUUAUGGGGGAUCUCGCCGAAGACGAGUUCGAGCCUGCGGAGGAUGACGAUGAGUUCGAUAAGGUGGUGCAGAGCAUGAACGAGCCGAAUGCCAACAUGGACUUUUUGACUCGAGACCUAGAAAUAGGAGAAAAGGCAGACGACGCGAUAGAUUACGAGGAUUUUGACGAUGACGAGCUUCCAGACGAGGAAGAUGCAGCUCCGAGCGCGAAACCGACUGCUACUAUACCCCCGGACGACGACCUGGGAGACCUAUUUGGCGGAGACGAUGAUUUUCAAGAAGGCAGAGAAGGCGAGGGAGACGAGCUUGACGACCUGUUUGGAGAUGUACCUUCAUCCCCGGUGCAGAAGGAGGCGGCUAUCGGUCUCUCACUCCCUAUUACAGACCACGGUAUCGGGGGCGCAUUUGGAGAUAGCGGUAUUACACAGCGGUCUCUCGAGGCGCACGACGAUAUCUUCAACGAGGAUGUCGAGAGCGAAAAGGAGGCACCUCCAUCGCCUACUCUCGAUAUGGACCCCGCUACACUCCGAGACUAUCAGCUUCAGCAAGCCCUGUUCGCCAUGUCCGCAUAUGGCCCGGAUAACCCCCCUGCGCCGCCAGAAAAUAAUGAAGAGCUGCUUGCUUCGUUAUGGCCCAAGUUUGAUAAGAAUGCCCUACCCCGUUUUAUGGAGCUCAUACCGCCUAAAAAGGCUCGCUUCAUUGGCAAAGCCCCCCUCAAACCCCCCAAACGGAUCAAUCCUACAAAGAUCAAUAUCGAGUUAGCCCCGGAUCAAGAGCGUGCAUUCUUAUUUACUGGACACACGCAAAAGAAGCCGACAGAAACCGACCAGUUCGUCACGGUUAUGACUCCACCCUCCAUGUCUGUCGAAUCAAGUGACGUAGAAGCCGGCGAUGAUUCUGACGAUGACCUACCAGGUGGUAUUACCAUGGAAGAUUUGCAAUUCAUUUGCGCAGACUGGGACAUAAAAAGCCCUUCUCCUGAGAAUGACACAGCUACUACCCCUGACGUGCCCCGAGACGAUGAAGAUGACUGGCUAUUCGAAGUAGCUCAGCCAACUAAGAAGCGCAAACUCGGAAGAGAGCCUGCUGAUUACCUCUCACACUCGCAUAUUGAUCUCCCCAGCCUUGACGACCCAGCUGAAGCUACAGCUCUACUUGCUAGAAAGAUCCGGAUAGAUAUGAAUGACCCGUAUUUGUUGCUGGAUGAUUAUUCCAGUAACGAACCCGUCACACAGAUCAAACCCAGCAAGCUUCAGAGCACUAGUGAAAUAUCCAGUGGUUUAACCAAGCGUCUCAUGCAAAGAUACAAUAUUUCGAAUGAUGCGGCUUAUGACAUGUUGAAAGAAAACCAUCAGAACAAGGUACGGAGCACGCUUGGCAAUAUCGCCCUGGAGCACAGCUUGCCUGCAAUCCGACUCCAGUGGCCAUACUACAAGACAAAACUUGCGAGACCCGAAGCUCGAUCAUUCCACCGCCCGUCACUAACAUUCCAUCCCAACCUCCCACUCACAUUCAAGGUUCCCGCACAUCUCAAGCGGAAACAUCAAAAGGGAAAGGAUGCGAAGACCUUGUUCGACACUACGAAAUCGCUGUCGUUAGCCGAUAACUCGAAUGCCUUGUUGAUAGAACAUUCGGAAGAGUAUCCAACUAUGUUAUCCAACUUCGGUAUGGGUAGCCGCUUGAUCAACUAUUACCGCAAGAAAAAUGCAGAGGACCCCUCUCGGCCAAAGACAGAGAUUGGCGAAACUGCAGUUCUGCUUCCUCAGGACAAGAGUCCGUUCUCCAGCUUUGGUCAUGUCGAUCCAGGAGAAACUACGCCAACUAUCACCACGGGUCUUUACCGUGCUCCCGUUUUCCGCCAGGAUGUCAAAAGCACUGACUUUCUCAUUGUACGUAACAGCACUGGUGUGGAGGGCUCUAGCUAUUUCAUACGGAACAUCGACCAUUUGUAUGUAUCUGGUCAACAGUUCCCAUCCAUCGACGUACCAGGACCUCAUUCUAGAAAAGUCACGACUGCUGCAAAGAACCGUCUUAAAAUGAUAUGCUAUCGUCGAAUAAAACGCAAUGGGAAUAACAGAGUCAGCGUGGCUGAGGUGACGGAACAUUUCCCCGAUUCAACAGAUAUGCAAAAUCGACAAAAGAUGAAGGAAUUCCUCCAGUUUAACAAAGACCACAAAGAGUGGGAAAUGAAGAGCGGAGAGUCAGUGCCUAGCGAAGACGUUAUGCGUGGAUAUGUUAAGCCUGAAGAUGUUUGUCUCCUUGAGGCCAUGCAAGUUGGUCAGCAGCAGCUCCAUGAUGCCGGAUAUGACCGCGAAUCAGACAAUGGCGAUGACUACGAAGGCAAGGAAGGAGAAAGCUUGGAACAGCAGCUCGCUCCAUGGAAAACCACCAGGAGUUUCCUUCUAGCGUCUCAAGGAAAGGCCAUGCUGCAGCUUCACGGAGAAGGUGAUCCCACUGGCCGUGGAGAAGGCUUUAGCUUUAUCAAGACGUCCAUGAAGGGAGGAUUCCGAGCCGUUGGUGAGAGUGUAGAAGACAAAAUUGAUGCUCAACGGCAGAAGGAGCUUGGAGGCCACAGCUACAACGUCGCCAGACAACAAAAGUCGUAUGAAGAAUCAAUUCGCCGGAUUUGGGAAAGCCAAAAGUCUAGCUUAUCCUCAACUAUCCAUCACUCAGACGAAGAAAGUGAUGUAGAUAUGGGAGAAGCUGAUGAACUGUUCGGAAAGCCUACGCCGAGGUCUGAUCGUCCGACUCCGUCCUUCAGCCGUCGUGACGAUGAAACAACCAGUCAGUUCAGUCGAUUCAGCACAUCAAGUCAGUCGGGUAAGGUUAUGGUAAUCUCCCGCCAGAUCCGCAAUAAUAAAGGCCAGAUUGAAACAGUCAAAGAAGUUAUACGAGAUGCCAGAGUGAUCAAGCAGUAUCAAAAGCAGCGCCACGAGGCGGAUCUUGCAAACAUGACCCUUGUUGAUAUUAAACCUACAGGUAAUCCUGAAGUCGAUGCUCGAAAUAUGAAACACAUUGAGGAUGAGCUUCGUCGUCUUCAACGGAAUAAGGAGCGACGCCAUGCUCGAGAAAAGCAGAAAAGCGUCAUGGCUGAAAGUAACCGGGAAAUGUCACCUACUACAGCCGCUGGCUCUCCUGCUCCUAGUGGCCCAGGUGGCUCCAAACCUGGAGGCACGCAAAGGAAGUGUGCUAACUGUGGCCAGGUUGGCCAUAUCAAGACUAACAAAAAACUCUGUCCACUUCUCAAUGGAUCAAUGAGGCCAGAGGAUGCUUCCAAUUUACCAGCAUUUGCAUUAGGCGUCUCGCCCGGCUAA